Messenger RNA from Dichomitus squalens LYAD-421 SS1, 759 nucleotides. RefSeq lists its product as uncharacterized. The transcript has a single exon. The annotation marks the transcript as partial. The record is from RefSeq and is a predicted model, not a curated record. NCBI's taxonomy places the organism in Eukaryota, Fungi, Basidiomycota, Agaricomycetes, Polyporales, Polyporaceae.
AUGUGGCUCCUUGAUACUAGAACCGCCCAGCUCCACCACUUCAACUCGCCGGAGGAUGUUCCUGGAGGCUACGCGAUCCUCUCGCACGUGUGGGACGAAAAGGAGCAAUCGUUCCAAAACCUUCAGAGGCUAUGUCAGCUCUCCGCCGAAAUCGGGACCAAUCCCCGCGACAGCGCUUCGCCCAAGAUCCGGGAGUUCUGCAUGCUCGCCGAACGCCACGGCCACGCAUGGGCUUGGUGCGACACUUGCUGCAUCGACAAGACGAGCAGCUCAGAGCUCUCCGAAGCAAUCAAUUCGAUGUUCAGGUACUACGCCCUCGCGGAGGUUUGCUACGCAUACUUAGGCGAUGUCCCCAGCGACUGCAGCCUGAGUGCGGAUGAGUCCCCAUUCCGACGCAGUCGGUGGCACGAGCGUGGGUGGACUUUGCAGGAGCUCAUAGCCUCGACUCGCGUCUUGUUCCUGGCAAACGACUGGAAGCCACUCCGAAGCAAAUCGGAGCUCGCGAGUCUUCUUGAAGAAAUCACCCUCAUACCCGCUACCGUGCUUUUGUUGGAGAAGGACUUAUCGAGCUUCAGUGUAGCCCAACGUAUGUCCUGGGCGGCGCGUCGGGUGACGACGCGUGUGGAGGAUAGGGCUUACUGCUUGCUCGGCAUCUUCUCUCUCAACAUGACUACUGUGUAUGGAGAGGGCGAAAAUUCCUUUCGGAGACUGCAGGAAAAGAUCAUGAAGCGAUCCGGUGAUACGUCCCUCUUCGCCUGG